AUGGAACAAAGAGGAGGCAAAGCAUGGAGGGAGCGACGGUGUUGGUUUGCCUUCGUAGUUGUUUUGGAUGUUUUGUGGAGUGGAGCUUUUGCGCAGAUCAGAUAUUCCAUAUCUGAGGAGAUUCAAGAGGGAACCGUCGUGGGCAAUAUAGCGAAGGAUUUGGGACUAGAUAAGAGCGCACUCAAAGACAGAGGAUACCGCAUUGUAACCGGCUCCACCGAACCACUGUUUCAGGUGAAUCAAAACGAUGGCGUCCUGUAUCUGAAAAAGAGAAUAGACAGGGAGGAGGUGUGCGAACGGAGCAGCCCGUGCCUGAUCAAUCUGAAAACCGUGCUAGAAAACCCACUGGAGAUUCACUACGUGGCAGUGGAAAUACUUGAUAUCAAUGAUCACUCCCCUGUUUUUCCGGAGAAAGAAAAACGGCUUGAAAUUUCAGAGUCGGCUCUGCCGGGAGCGAGAUUUCAGCUGCAGGCUGCCCGCGAUCCCGAUGUAGGCCAGUUCUCCAUUCAGCAAUACAAACUCAGCCACAACGAACAUUUUAGAGUAGAAGUCAAGGACCGAGGAGAAGACCGCAAAGUACCGUUUUUAGUUCUGCAAAAGCAGUUAGAUAGAGAAACAGCUGGGAAGCAUAAGCUGCGUCUGACCGCCGUUGAUGGAGGCAAACCGCCCAAGUCUGGUGACAUAAAUAUAAUUGUAGACGUACUUGACGUUAAUGACAACACUCCAGUAUUCAACAAAGAGUUGUAUUCUGCCACGCUUAAGGAAAACGUUCCUGUUGGCACUGUAGUGAUUCAGGUAAACGCAACAGAUUUGGACCAGGGUGCAAACGGUGAAAUAAUAUAUUCAUUUGGUAACGAAGUUGAUUCAAAAGUGAUGGAGCUGUUUAGUAUAGAUGAAGAUACUGGCGAAAUUAAAGUAACAGGUCACAUAGAUUUCGAGAAAAGUAGGAAUUAUGAAAUUGACAUUAAAGCAUCUGACAAGGGAACGGCUCCCCUAACUACUGACAAAAGCGUUAUGAUAACUGCUCUUGAUGUUAAUGACAAUGCGCCUGAGAUUGAAGUGACAUCAUUUUCUAGCUCGAUCAAGGAAGAUUCAAAGAUAGGUACGACAGUGGCCCUCAUCAGCGUCAGUGAUUCAGACUCUGGAAUCAAUGGUAAAGUCAUCUGCACAAUCAAACAAGAAGUUCCUUUUACUUUAGCUCCAUCAUUACAAGAAAACAUGUACGCGGUUGUCACCAAGUCGCAUUUGGACAGAGAAAUGAUUUUUCAUUAUGAUGUCACAAUUGUUGCCAAAGAUACAGGCGAGCCUUCUUAUUUAACUGAGAAGACGAUAAGCGUCGUUGUGUCAGAUGUAAAUGACAACAGUCCGGAGUUUUCAUCAAGUCCCUACACAUUUUACAUCACUGAAAAUAACAGCCCCGGAGCUUCGGUGUUUUCUGUGAAAGCUUCUGAUCGUGAUGACGGUGAUAAUGCUCUCAUUUCCUACCAUAUUCUGAGAGAUGUAAGCGGAGAUAACAAAUUGUCCUCGUUUUUAAAUGUAAAUUCUGAAAACGGGGACAUUCUGGCGCUGAAAAGUUUCGACUUUGAAACGCUG
Messenger RNA from Stegastes partitus (bicolor damselfish), 1593 nucleotides. RefSeq names its product protocadherin alpha-3-like. Gene Ontology annotation, molecular function: calcium ion binding. The annotation marks the transcript as partial. Gene Ontology annotation, biological process: homophilic cell-cell adhesion. Gene Ontology annotation, cellular component: plasma membrane. NCBI's taxonomy places the organism in Eukaryota, Metazoa, Chordata, Actinopteri, Pomacentridae. The transcript has a single exon. The record is from RefSeq and is a predicted model, not a curated record.